This is a messenger RNA of Anolis sagrei ordinatus, 3283 nucleotides long. The record is from RefSeq and is a predicted model, not a curated record. NCBI's taxonomy places the organism in Eukaryota, Metazoa, Chordata, Lepidosauria, Squamata, Anolidae.
CUUUGUGAGGCGAGCCUUUGGCGUGGAAGCUUCGCGAACGGGCCUGGGACGCCAUUAAGCGCCGUCGAUGGCGACCGGAGCGAACGCGACGCCUCUGGGGAAGCUCCAUCCGCCGCCGCCUCCGCCUCCUCCGCCGGGGAAAGCCGGCUACCCGCUCCCUCCGCCGGGCCUCGUGAUGCAGGGCCCUCCCCCUCCGCCGCCGCCCGCGCAGGCCCAGCCCCAGCCGGCCAUCCCCAGCCUCAUGGCGGCCGCCGCGGCCUUCCCUUUCGCCGCGCUCCCGCCGCCGCCUCCUCCGCCGCCUCCACCACCUCCGCCGCCGCCUCAGCAGCCCCAGCCUCCGCCUCAGCAACCUCCACCUCCUCCGCCGCCUCAGCAAGGCCAGCAGCCGCCUCAGCAGGCCCAGUACGCCCAGUACCGCUUCCCCUCGCCUCCCCCGCCGCCUCAGGCCGCUCUAGGCCUCGAGCAGCAACAACAGCAGGCGCAGGCGGCGGCCCAGCAGCACCUCCACCUCCACCUCCAGCAGCAGCAGGACGAGGGCGGCCAGGCCGGGAGCCAAGGCAAGUCCGCCUAUCUCGCGCUCAGCCCAAAUUAUCCUAAUAAAAAAAGAAAGAGGAGCAGAUGGAACCAGGACACCAUGGACCAGAAGACUGUCAUCCCUGGAAUGCCCACAGUCAUCCCUCCUGGGCUUACCCGUGAACAAGAGAGAGCUUAUAUAGUGCAACUGCAGAUAGAAGACCUGACUCGUAAACUGCGCACAGGAGACCUGGGCAUCCCCCCUAACCCUGAGGACAGGUCUCCGUCUCCCGAGCCGAUAUACAAUAGCGAGGGGAAGCGCUUGAACACCCGCGAGUUCCGCACCCGCAAAAAGCUGGAGGAGGAGAGACACAACCUGAUCACAGAGAUGGUGGCGCUCAACCCAGACUUCAAGCCCCCGGCUGAUUACAAACCUCCAGCAACUCGAGUGAGUGACAAAGUGAUGAUCCCGCAAGAUGAAUAUCCGGAAAUAAACUUUGUGGGGCUCCUGAUUGGACCCAGAGGGAACACCCUGAAGAAUAUUGAAAAGGAGUGCAACGCCAAGAUCAUGAUCAGAGGCAAAGGGUCUGUCAAAGAAGGGAAAGUGGGCCGGAAGGAUGGCCAGAUGCUUCCUGGUGAGGAUGAGCCGCUCCAUGCUUUGGUGACGGCCAACACCAUGGAGAAUGUGAAGAAGGCUGUGGAACAGAUAAGGAACAUUCUGAAACAAGGCAUUGAAACCCCAGAGGACCAGAACGACCUGCGCAAGAUGCAGCUGCGGGAGUUGGCCCGCCUGAAUGGGACACUGCGUGAAGAUGACAACAGGAUUCUGCGCCCGUGGCAAAAUACAGAGACUCGCAGCAUCACCAACACAACAGUGUGCACCAAGUGUGGAGGAGCUGGCCACAUUGCAUCAGAUUGCAAGUUUGCCCGGCCUGGGGAUCCCCAGUCGGCACAAGACAAGGCACGGAUGGACAAGGAGUAUUUGUCUCUGAUGGCUGAGCUGGGAGAAGCUCCUGUCCCUGCCUCUGUUGGGUCAUCUUCUGGACCCUCCAACCCACCCUUGCCAAGCGGUCCCAGACCAUCGGGGCCCGGAAAUAGCCAGCCACCACCUAACCGUCCACCGUGGAUGAAUUCUGGCCCCUCUGAGAACCGGCCUUUCCACAGCAUGCAUGGCGGUGGUGGCGGUGGUGGUGGUGCUGGUGGAGGAGGAGGAGGAGGCAGUGGCGGCGGUGGUGGUGGCGGUGGAGGAGGAGGAGGAGGGCCUUCCGGGCCUAGUGGCCCUCACAACUUCCCUCAUCCCAUGUCCAAUAUGGGGGGGCACGGAGGCCAUCCAAUGCAGCACAACCCCAACGGCCCUCCGCCGUGGAUGCAGCCUCACAACCCACCAAUGAACCAGGGACCACAUCCUCAUGGCCCUCCUGGCCCCCACCACAUGGAUCAGUACCUGGGCAAUGCGCCAGUGGGCUCUGGGGUCUAUCGCCUCCAAGGAAAAGGUAUGAUGCCGCCUCCGAUGGGUAUGAUGCCCCCUCCGCCCCCUCCACCCGGUGGCCAGCCUCCUCCGCCUCCUUCUGGUCCUCUCCCCCCAUGGCAGCAGCAGCAACAGCCUCCGCCCCCGCCCCCCAGCAGCAGUACUCCCUUGCCAUGGCAGCAAAAUACGACGACCACCACCACGAGCGCUGGCACCGGGGCCAUCCCUCCAUGGCAGCAGCAGCAGGCGGUGGCGGCGGCUUCUACGGGGGCCCCGCAGAUGCCCGGCAGCCCCUCCAUGGUGCCUUUGCCUCCCGGGGUCCAGCCUCCGCUGCCCCCCGGGGCCCCGCCGCCUCCCCCACCCCCGCCGCCUGGCUCCGGGGGCAUGAUGUACGCUCCUCCCCCUCCCCCUCCCCCCAUGGACCCUUCUAACUUCGUGACCAUGAUGGGGGUCGGGGUGCCCACUUUGCCACCCUUCGGCAUGCCCCCCGCUCCCCCGCCGCCCCCGCCACAGAACUGACCGACAGGUUUCGACACCUAUCCAGUUGUGUUUCCCACCAGGAAUCGUGUGGGAGGGCGGGGGGGGGGGGUUGUGAUAUCCCCUUGUCCCAUUCCUAUUUUGACAACAAUAGCAGAGGCUAUUUUCCCAACGGGGACGCAAACGCUCACUCCCCACUGCCAGCUGGGGGUCACCCCAUCUUCCUCUAACAAGAGUAAUGGGGGUCUCCGGCUUCUGUGACGUGCCCUGCUUUGGUCGAUCUAGAUUUUUAACCUCGAGGCGCUCAUUUCAUGCCGCCGGUGUCGUCCUCCAUUGUUUCACAGCAGAGCAAAGGGGUUUAUUUUGUAUUUACGCCCUGGAAUUGAGAUCCCGCGCGCCACCCCCGAGCUGGGCUUAACCAGUUGGUCUUUAUUUCUUUAUUUCUUUCCUCCCCUUCUUAGACUUCCCUUCUUUUUGAGACUUUAACCCUCCCCGUCCCAUUGAAUAAUUAAAGAUGGACGCCAUCUCGGUUUGUUGACGCCUGCGUUGUCUCCGGAGAGGGCGUCUUGGUUUGUUGACGCUUAGAAAAUCCCCCCCUCUCUUUUUUAUUUUUGUGGUUGGGGGUGCCCUCCAUCCCUCCCUCCCUGGAUUGAAUGAUUUUUUUUUCUUGUCGACGAUGAUGUGCGUAUGUAUGUACAAUGCUUCAUUCAGUCUCCUGUAACCAUUUUCUUAAUUGCGGGGUGGUUUUUUUUCCCCUCUGUGUGUGUAUAAAAAAAUAAAAUUUCAGUCAAGGGGAGGUUCCCAUUAAACGCGGCUUUUAAAAUA